Molecule: messenger RNA, 1770 nt
Organism: Cooperia oncophora
Lineage: Eukaryota; Metazoa; Nematoda; Chromadorea; Rhabditida; Trichostrongylidae
Source: the annotation of a GenBank genome assembly
UUGCCUACCAUUGCGAAUAUUUCAGAGCGAGUCUGUGAUGCCUUUCAUCUGCAGCUUGUCAGCGGUUUAUCGAGGCUCACGUACUGGCUGACUGGAUAUAGUAUCUACAUCUUGUCUGUGGUGGCCAUUCUCUUGAUCUAUGUCGCUUUCGGUGUAAAGGAGUUUGCGUACAGUUUCGAGGCACUUUGCUGCUUCUUCCUCGUAUUCCUGCUCUACGGGCUCUGCGCUGUUUUAUGGGCCUACAUACUGCAGCGACGAUUUGAUGUCCCAGCAUUGUCCUUCGUGUUGAUCUCCGUCGGCACGUUUUUUGUUGGGAUCGUUGCCUCGUUGACCGUAAUAGUAAUCGAGCAACUCAUGCAGCAGGAUCCCACUCUGAUUGGUCCCCAUACGAUCUGCUCGAUGGUCUUUCUUAUACUGCCUCAGUACAACCUUGCAAUGGCUAUAUUCCGUGGCAGUUUUGUGUUCCAGUUAAUUCAAUUCGGCGAAGAUUUCCUCAGGGAAAUAAAUCGUCAAGAUCUAGCGUCAUCACUACCGAUCCCGUCUCUUCUUCAAUGGUCCUUAAUGGGCAUGCAUUGCGCAUGUCUGGUGGCACACAUUCUGAUUGCGGCUUUUGUGCUCUUCGUACUGGAGCGGGAACCUUUCGGGUUUUUAAGAAAGUGGGAGCAGAUCUAUACACGGCGACUACUUGAAAGCACGAAGAGUAUUGUCGACGAGGAUGUCAUUGCUGAAAAGCGGAAAGUGGAUCAACUCGAAGACUCUAGCGACAAUCCGCUAAUAGUCAAAGAUCUGGCAAAGGCGUACACUAAGAAGGCGCUUGCAGUACAGAACGUGUCUUUUGCCGUUGAUCAUGGCGAAUGCUUUGGUUUGCUGGGCUUGAAUGGUGCCGGGAAGACAACGACCUUUGCUAUUUUGACACAAAAGAUCCGACCAGGUUUUGGAUCGGUACAGAUCCACGGAAGGAGCAUGGUUAUCGGCGAUCGGUCGUCUUUUGACCAAGUCGGCUACUGUCCACAGUUCGAUGCAAUGAACAUGAAGUUGACAACGAUGGAAAACAUCGAACUGUUUGCUAGAAUACGCGGUAUCCCCGAGAGGCACAUCCAGCCGCUGGUCUCGCGUCUUCUCGUCUCCCUACAUCUUAAAGCCUAUUCUUCAACAGUCACUUCAGCCCUAUCAGGCGGUAAUAGAAGAAAGCUGUCCGUAGCGAUUGCGCUGAUCAGUCAUCCGUCGCUUAUUCUGCUUGAUGAGCCAUCGGCUGGAAUGGAUCCGGGCUCUCAACAGUUUCUCUGGAAGGUGAUCGAUAGGUUACGGAAAUCAGGGAAAGCUGUGGUGAUUACGUCACAUUCGAUGGAAGAGUGUGAAGCACUGUGUACUCGGAUUGCUAUCAUGGAUCGGGGCCAGAUUCGAUGCAUUGGAAGCAAGCAACAUCUUAAGAAUAAAUUCGGUGAAGGCCAUUCUCUUACGGUAAAGAUGACCAGCCAAAGUGAUGCUCGACUUGCGGCUAAAUUCGUCCUGAGCCAUCUGAAGGGAGCCAAAGUGGAAUCCAUCCAUUGCUCAACGGUCUUCUUCCAUAUCGAUCGAGAAGUUUCUACUAUUUCCGAUAUUUACCGAGUUGUCAAUCAGCUGAAAAGCGAAUUUUCCGUCGAAGACUUUUCGCUAUCACAGUCGACGCUGGCUGAGGUGUUCCAUUCGUUGGCGACGCAGGCGAGCGCCAGCACUUCUGUUUCCUCAGGACAAACUACCUCUACGGCUGAAACCGAUCUUACCGAUUAA